UUUGAAAGAUUCACCGACGUCGGUGGGCGGAGCGGACUCGGCGGCUGUGCUUCUGCGCAGGCGCAGUGGUGACCAUAAAAGGUCCGUUGGCGGCAGGUGGUCACGUGAGGCUUUUUGUCCUCCUUCCCGUGGCGUGUGCGGCGCGGAGCGGGAGAGGGCUAUGAUUCCUGGUGGCUCAAAGAAAUCUCAAGGUGAUAAGAGAAAACUAAAGUUGAUGCCACCGCCAGUGCCAGUGUGGGACAAGAGGCAGGCUUACAAGGAGCUCCUGUACUGGGACGAACUCAUUCGCAGUGGCAGGCGCCUGUAUCCUCAGGACUACGAUAGAUACGAGGAGUUGCGUCUGUGGUACGAUUGUCUCUGCUUUGAAGAGGGGUUGAAAUCUCAUCGUCUGAGGAGCUUGGAAAAGCUAUAUAAAACCCCAAGGAAACCUCGCGGGGAACCAAAGGAACCACCUGUGGAGCCAAAGGUACCUGAGAAGAAAGAGCAAGUGGGGACUAAAACCACAAUGCGUCCCAUGCGUAUUUUUGUGAAUGAUGACCGGCAUGUGAUGGCAAAACAUGCUGCCAUCUACCCAACUCAAGAAGAGCUGGAAGCAGUACAGAAUAUGGUGUCACAUACCGAAAGGGCAUUGAAGGCAGUUUCUGAUUGGUUGGAUGAGCAGGAGAAGGCCAGUUCUAAAUCAGAAGUCACUGAAGCAACUGAGGAACCUGCAACAGAAGGAGAGAACAAGGAAGGAAUGGAAGACCAUGACAACUUUACCAUGGAGCAAAAGUCAACAGAACAAAAUGCCAGCCGGACCCUACGGGGUGUGAUGCGAGUUGGGUUAGUUGCCAAGGGACUCCUCUUGAAAGGAGAUCUUGACCUUGAACUUGUACUACUGUGCAGGGAUAAGCCUACUAAAUCACUGCUGACCAAGGUCAAAGAUAAUCUGGCUGUACAAUUUGCGACCAUCACUGAGGAAAAGUAUGAAAUAGAUCCUUCAAUUAAAGAUGCAGCCAUCAUUAUUAAGAAUGACAAAGAAGAACCACUAACCCUGAAGAUUAAAUUGACCUCUCCUCUGGUCCGGGAAGAACUUGAGAAGCAGGCUGCUGGAGAAACAGUAACGAUGAGUGAGCCUGCGGAUGUAUUGGACAGGCAGAAAUGCCUAACCGCCUUGGCGUCCCUGCGACACGCCAAAUGGUUCCAGGCCAGAGCAAAUGGGCUGAAGUCAUGUGUAAUUGUCAUUCGUGUUCUCCGGGAUUUGUGUUCAAGAGUUCCCACCUGGGCGCCACUUAAAGGAUGGCCUUUGGAGUUGAUCUGUGAAAAAGCCAUUGGAACUGCGAACAGACCUUUAGGUGCAGGAGAAGCAAUGAGAAGGGUCUUGGAAUGCCUAGCUUCUGGAAUUUUAAUGCUUGAUGGACCUGGUAUCUAUGAUCCAUGUGAAAAGGAAGCUACUGAUGCUGUUGGUGCUCUUACCAGACAGCAAAGAGAGGACAUAACUCAAAGCAGUCAGCAUGCCUUGCGGCUGGCUGCAUUUGGACAGUUGCAUAAGGUAUUGGGAAUGGAUCCACUGCCUUCUAAGCUCCCUAGAAAACCUAAAAAUGAAAAUCCAGUGGAUUAUACAGUUCAAAUUCCUCCAAGUGCAUUCAGCACCCCAGUGAAGCGGCCAAUGGAUGAAGACUCUGGUGAGGAUAAGUCUCCAAACAAGAAGAAGAAGAAAACUCAAAAGAAAGCAGCAGAAGAAAAGGUUGAACCAGCCCAAGCAAUGAAUGCAUUAAUGAGACUCAAUCAACUACGGCCAGGUCUUCAGUACAAAUUAAUCUCUCAGACGGGUCCUGUCCAUGCUCCAGUAUUCACCAUGUCUGUAGAAGUUGAUGGAAAGAACUAUGAAGCAUCAGGACCAUCUAAAAAAACUGCCAAGCUUCAUGUAGCAGUCAAGGUUUUGCAAGAUAAAGGUCUUCCAACAGGAGUGGAACCUGAGAAAAUUGAAGAAACGGUGAUUAAAGUGGAACCCAAGCCUGUCGCUCCAGUCCCUGCAGCGGUGACUGUAAAACCACCUACUGUAACUCCAGAGGCUGAGAGUACACGUCAGCAAGGUCCAAUUUUGACCAAACAAGGAAAAAAUCCAGUAAUGGAGCUGAAUGAGAAGCGAAGGGGACUUAAAUAUGAAUUAAUAUCAGAGACUGGUGGCAGCCAUGACAAGCGGUUUGUUAUGGAGGUUGAAGUUGAUGGUCAGAAAUUUACUGGGUCAGGCUCCAAUAAGAAAGUGGCAAAAGCCCAUGCUGCACUGGCUGCUCUGGAAAAACUUUUUCCCCACCAGCCUCCUAUGGAAGUAAAGAAGAAAAGGAUUAUUCAGCCACAGCAGCACAACAUGGGAUUUGGAGGUGGCAUGGGUAUGGGAGUGCUUCCUUCUGGUCCCCCUACAGGCCCUCCUGUACAAAGAGGUAGAGGCAGAGGACGUGGAAGAGGUGGCAGAGGUGGUUUCAAUACUUCCAACAAUUCUGGCUACAUGUCUUCAGGGACUGGUUAUGGUGGAGGAAGCUAUGGAUAUGGUGGUGGUGGAGGAGGAGGAGGAAGUGGUGGCUCCAACUAUGGUUAUGGAUCCUCUAAUUCUUCAAGUGGAUAUGGUAACUACUACAACAGUGGCAGCUACUCCAGUUCAGGCUCUUCAGGGGGCUACUCGUACAGCCAGAAUGAUGGUUAUACCCCUCCACCUAAAAAGCCAAUCAAACCACAGCCCCCACUUCAGAAAUCAUCAUACGGUGGUGGUGGAGGAGGUGGUGGUGGUGGUGGUGGAUACCAGUCUCAGCAGUCCUCGUACAGCCAGAGCCAGUACAGUAGCUACAGCCAGCCCUCACUUUCAGCCUCAACGAAACCAAAAGUCUACAACAGUCAAAAUUAUUCAUAUUCAGGAUCCUCCUACAGUAGUUCCUAUUCAAGUCAGAAUCUUGGUGGUAGCGUGGAAUACGAACGAAAAGGUGGGUACAGUGGUUCGUCGUACGGUUCUGGUGGAGGUAGUUCAUAUUCUUCUAGCACUUCAGGAGGUUAUGGAGGUGGAAGUUCCGGUGGCUCUUAUUCUGGGUACUCAUCCCAGAGUGGCUAUAACGCACCAUUAUCUGGAGGAUUUGGUUCCAGUCAGUCAUCUUAUUCAAGCCCUGGUGGGGGCUAUAGCCGAGGGGACCACAUGAACACCUAUCAAUACAGAUAAAUACACAUGUCCAGGACCUGUUACAGAAAAUCCUAUAUCCCUUCUGUUUUAUUUUCUAACUGCUGUAUCUUUUUUUAUGCUGCCAAUAAAUUUUAAAAAGAAAACACCUUGUAUGACCAUUUUCCACUAGCACUGCAUACUCUUAUGGUUGAGUUUAAUAGCAUUCCUGUAGUAAGUAGUGCUGUGGUAUGUGAUGCUUCAUUGUAGUGUUUAGGAUCCAGACUGGAAUUCCAGUACCACCAACUAAUUGGCACAGGCUGCCUUCUAUUUUGCUGUGGCAUAGAGGCCACUUCAAUAACUCUGCAUAGUCAUAAUUGUAUAAAAUGUUAAAUUAUUAUUUGUCUUGGAAGGUGGUGAACAAAGUGGGCAUUGCUGUCAACUACUGACCAAAUAGUGCCCUGUGUUGGAUAAGAUACUGUACUGACAAGAUCACAACAGAUUAACUUGGUGUUGGCUUGUACUGAAUGAAGAUUUUCUUUUCAUUUUUGUGGCCCCAAUGCUGUAAUACUAAGCAGAACUUUUGUUUCUCUUUUUAAUUAUUCCAGUCCCUGUGUUAUUGGCACCUUCAAUGGUUCCUUUUUAAAAUUAGAUUUUAAAAAAGUGCACCAAAAUAAACCGGUAAUGCACUCUGGUUCCAGCAAUUCACUUUGUAAUGGGUCAUUUUUUUUUUGCCUGGCAGUUGUGAUGCUUUAAUAUCCCUUCCUCUCUGUAAUGUAUAACUUUUCAAUGAUUUUUCUUGUCUAGAAGUGGAGCUUUGUUCUGAAAUGUACUACUUUUCCCAGUUUAGUUUUAUAAUUGUGUGAAUUAUUUUAAGAUACCAUGUUUUGUACUUUUUUUUUCCCCUGUAUUAGUUGAACAGUAUUGCGGUUGACCUUCCUCAGUGGUUCAAUAAAACGUUUAUAAAGUAA
This is a messenger RNA of Pristis pectinata (smalltooth sawfish), 4095 nucleotides long. RefSeq names its product interleukin enhancer-binding factor 3-like. The record is from RefSeq and is a predicted model, not a curated record. NCBI's taxonomy places the organism in Eukaryota, Metazoa, Chordata, Chondrichthyes, Rhinopristiformes, Pristidae. The transcript has 22 exons. Gene Ontology annotation, cellular component: precatalytic spliceosome. Gene Ontology annotation, molecular function: double-stranded RNA binding; single-stranded RNA binding. The coding region runs from base 161 to 3187 and encodes 1008 amino acids.